GGGCCCCCGCCGGAGGGAAACCGCGCGCUUCUGACGUCAUCACUCAGCGCCGCUGUCUCCACCUCCUUCCACUUCGACCGAGAAGUUGUUGGCGCGAGUGGAUUCCCAUCCCCGGUAACGGAUUCCCCAGCCCGCCGGCCUGCGCGCCCGCGCUUUAAUCCUUGGGCUGCGAUGGAUAUUCGGAAAUUCUUUGGGGUUAUACCAAGUGGAAAGAAACCUGCGAGUGAGACAGUAAAGAAGAAUGAGAAAACAAAGUCUGCCGAAGAAACUUUAAAAGCAAAGAAAGGAAUAAAGGAAAUCAAGGUAAAUAGCUCUUGUAAAGAGGAUGACUUUAAACAGAAGCAAUCAAACAAGAAAAGGAGGAUCAUCUAUGAAUCAGACUCAGAACCAGAGGAGACAGUGCAGGAAAAAAAUGCCAAAAAGCAACCAGAAAAAUUACCAUUGUCUCCCAAACCUGGCAAAAUUCUACGACAGCACCCUGUCACCUACAUUUCAGAAACAGAUGAAGAAGAUGACUUUACGUCUAAGAAGGCAGCCUCUAAAUCAAAAGAGAACGGACGAUCUACAAAUAGUUACCUGGGAGCAUCAACCGUGAAGAAGAAUGAAGAAAACACUAAGACCAAGAGUAAGCCUUUAUCACCAAUAAAACUUAGCCCCACCUCAGUGCUUGAUUAUUUUGGAACUGCAAGUGUCCGAAGAUCAGACAAGAAGAUGGUGGCAAGCAAGCGAAAAGAGCCUUCACAAAACACAAAUGAUUCCAGAUUGAAUGAUGAAGCCAUUGCCAAGCAAUUGCAACUUGAUGAAGAUGCAGAGCUGGAGAGACAACUGCACGAAGAUGAAGAGUUUGCCAGAACAUUAGCCAUGUUGGAUGAAGAACCUAAGAAGAAGGCUCUAAAGGACCCAGAAGAGAGAGAAACAUUCUCAUCUGUCCAGGCCAAUUUAAGUAAAGCAGAAAAACAUAAAGAUCCUUAUAAAGGAAAAACAGAACAGUUUCUGAAUGAAAAAAAGAACUACAGUCCUAAGAAGCAAACUAAAUGUAAAAGUUCCAAAGAAUCUCAGCAACAUUCCAAGUCGUCACCUCACAAAAUGGGAGAGACUUCUCCCAAAGCCAGUACCAAGCUGGCGCUUUUGAAAAAGAAGGAAGAGAGUUCUUCUAAAGAAACAGAGCCUGUGGCCACAAAAAGAAAAGAAAGUGCCAUUGAACUGAAAGAAACAAAAAGCCCUAAGAAAAUGAAAAGUUCUCCCACUAAAAAAGAGUCUGUAAGUCCUGAAGAUUCUGAGAAGAGACGCGCUAAUUAUCAAGCAUAUCGAAGUUACUUAAAUCGAGAAGGUCCCAAAGCUCUAGGCUCCAAGGAAAUCCCGAAGGGAGCUGAAAAUUGCUUGGAAGGCCUCACAUUUGUGAUCACAGGAGUGCUGGAGUCCAUCGAGCGAGAUGAAGCCAAGUCUCUGAUUGAACGUUACGGAGGAAAAGUGACCGGAAACGUCAGCAAGAAAACAAACUACCUCGUCAUGGGUCGUGACAGUGGACAGUCCAAGCGGGACAAGGCAGCAGCCUUGGGGACAAAAAUUAUUGAUGAGGAUGGCCUGUUGGAUCUGAUCCGAACCAUGCCAGGCAAGAAGUCCAAAUACGAAAUAGCAGUUGAAGCUGAGAUGAAUAAAGAAAAGUCCAGAUUGCAGAGAACACCCUCAAAAAAUGACCAAGGGAAAAGAAAAAGCAGUCCGACUAAGAAUGAAUCAGAAUCCAAAAGGUGCAGACUGACCCCCAGAAAGGACGGCUGUGUGAAGUCAGUGAGAAAGGAAGCGGGUGUGUCUCCGAGAGGCCUGGGCUUCAAGGAGCAGGUGGCCGAGCAGACGAGUGGUGAUGGCCGCGCUGGGCAAGCGGCUGAUGGCAGCGGGGAAGACAAAGUGGCCUCCUUGCUCUGGGUGGAUAAGUACAAGCCAGCCUCGCUCAAGGCCGUCAUCGGACAGCAGGGUGACCAGAGCUGCGCCAACAAACUCCUACGCUGGCUCCAGAACUGGCACAAGAGCCCAUCGGAGGACCAGAGACACGGUGAUGCUACAGCUUCAUCGAAGUUUGGGAAAUUUGCUGGCAAAGACGACGGCUCCAGUUUUAAAGCAGCGCUGCUCUCAGGGCCCCCAGGUGUUGGCAAAACCACCACGGCCUCCCUGGUUUGUCAGGAAUUGGGAUAUAGCUACGUGGAACUGAAUGCAAGUGAUACUCGGAGUAAGAACAGUUUGAAGGAGAUUGUUGCUGAGUCACUGAGCAAUACCAGCAUCAAAGGCUUUUAUUCAAGCGGAGCGGCCCCUUCGGGAAGCACGAGACACGCCCUCAUCAUGGACGAAGUGGACGGCAUGGCGGGCAGUGAGGACCGGGGAGGCAUUCAGGAAUUAAUUGGUCUGAUAAAACAUACAAAAAUUCCCAUUAUUUGCAUGUGCAAUGACAGAAAUCAUCCCAAGAUUCGCUCUUUGGUUCAUCAUUGUUUUGAUCUUCGUUUUCAAAGACCUCGGGUUGAACAAAUUAAGGCUGCUAUGUUGUCUAUUGCGUUUAAAGAGGGUUUGAAGAUUCCCCCUCCAGCUAUGAAUGAAAUAAUUUUGGGAGCCAAUCAAGAUAUCAGACAGGUCUUACACAACCUGAGCAUGUGGUGCGCGCAGAGUAAGGCCCUCACCUACGACCAGGCCAAGGCCGAUUCCCACAGAGCCAAGAAGGAUGUCAAACUGGGCCCAUUCGAUGUUGCCCGGAAAGUGUUCGCAGCUGGAGAGGAGACCGCUCACAUGUCGCUCGUGGACAAGUCAGAUCUCUUUUUCCAUGACUAUUCGAUAGCGCCCCUCUUUGUCCAGGAGAACUACGUACACGUGAAGCCUGUAGCUGCGGGGGGGGACAUGAAGAAGCACCUGAUGCUUUUAAGCCGGGCGGCCGAUAGCAUAUGUGACGGCGACCUGGUGGACCGGCGGAUCCGGAGCCAGCAGAACUGGAGCCUUCUGCCCACACAGGCCAUUUACGCCAGCGUUCUCCCCGGAGAGCUGAUGAGGGGCUCCCUGAGCCAGUUCCCCUCCUUCCCCAGCUGGCUGGGCAAGCACUCGUCCACGGGCAAGCACGACCGCCUCGUCCAGGACCUCGCGCUGCACAUGAGCCUCCGAACUUACUCCAGCAAAAGAACUGUAAAUAUGGAUUAUCUGUCACAUAUAAGGGAUGCACUUGUACGGCCCUUGACCUCACACGGGGUAGAAGGAAUACAGGAUGUUGUUGCUCUUAUGGAUGCAUAUUAUUUGAUGAAAGAAGACUUUGAGAAUAUCAUGGAAAUUAGCAGCUGGGGAGGCAAGCCUAGUCCCUUCUCCAAGCUGGAUUCCAAGGUGAAAGCAGCCUUUACCAGGGCUUAUAAUAAGGAGGUCCACCUGACCCCGUACUCACUUCAGGCAGUGAAGACACCCAGGCACAGCACAGGCCCGGCGCUGGACUCCGAAUACAGCGAAGAGUUACCCGAAGACGACUCGCAGUCUGACGAGAAGGAUCAAGACUCUAUGGAGACUGAUGCUAUGAUCAAGCAGAAAAAGACAAAAGCUUCAAAGCCUUCAAAAUCAGAAAAAGAUGAGUCCAGAAAACGAAAAGGAAGAAGUGCAAAGAAAUGAAACCAUUUUUUACUACUGACAGUCACUUUGUACUCACCCUGUUGACCAGUCUGGCUGGUCUAGAGGAUGCCUUGUUUUUCCAAAGGAAAGCGAGUGGGGCAGCCGAGUGGGGUCCCAUUAUAAGUAAAUGGUGGCACUGCUAGCAGGAUAUAACCAGUAGGUGAAUGUACGCCUCUCAUAGAGGUUGGUCGGACUGCCCGGGUCCUCCGUUGGCCCCGUCAGCCUAACUCGAUUGUGCUGCGAUGUGCCCAAGAACAGCGGUACUAAGGCGACUUUUGUAAGCUUAACAGUGUAUCCUAACAGCCUUUAUAGGCCCAAUGCUGAUUUUUUUAAAGCUAGUUACUAUUAUGUGGUGAGAUUUUGUAAAUAAACCAUAAUACAAAACAAUCACCACCUAGAACUGGGUAUUCUUUGCACAUUGCCAGAUAUCUUGCAAAAUAUAAAUUAGGAAUAAAAAUGUUUCAUAUGAUACAUGUACAAAUUCUUAAGAUUGUCAUCUUAAAGUAAAAUACUAUAGUAAAAUACUAUACUGGUACAGUAAAAUACUAUAUUGGUACAUGGCUUUCCUUAUUAAUUUGCAAAUGAUUGGACAGAAAAAGUUAAUUUUAUGACUAACCGGUAGUGGGAAACGUAACUUAGGCAGUGGAAGAGUCAGAACUCUGGAUGUCCAGCUGCAUCACGGCUGUGAGUGCUGACCCCGUCCCUGCUGUGGAGGGCAUUUCACGGUGAGGCCUCUUCGCUGUCACUGGAGGGCGUGGGCGGCUGCGAAACCGUGGCCAGUCAUUCUCAUCUUUCCAGCGUCUCAGCCCAUCAGGCUCAAGCCAGGGGGCGUGCACUCACUGGGUCAGACACUUAGUCUCUCUCUGGCUGUGGGCAAGGUGAAUGCUGGCUCUUGUUUACUCUGUCCCGAGAAGUCUGGUUCUGUCCUGGGAUGGGUUCCACAGACCCUGUUGGAACUUUAGAUUUUAACUGCACCUGCGGAGCGGCCCUGGGGCUGUGGAACUAGUAUGGAAUUCAGGUGUCUAGCUGUUUUUUAAUCUUGUUGGUAAAUGCUCUCAGAGGAAUGUGCUAAAAUGAACUUGAAAUCAGGAUAAUAAUUCCUGCCUCUAAGGAACCGAGAGUCUUGUUUGGAAGGUGAGACAUGCACUUAGAGUGUCUUUAUCAUGUGAAAAAUGUCUCUCAUGUAGAUUAAGUUCAUUAUGGGAACAGACCGUUGCCUUCAGCCUUUGGUCUCCAAGCCACUCUCCCUCCGUGUUAAAGCCUGGCCUGGAACUCCCGCCCCAGUGAAUGACGAUGGCCCCCGCUGACGGCUGCCUCCCCUCGCCAGUGGGAUGAGCAUGAGUUUCUUGCACACUUUCUCCUGUUGCCACUGCUUUCAGAUAUACUUGGCUAUGCGUUCCCCAGGAAAGGGGCUGUAAUGUCCUUGCAGUCAGAACAAGAGUCUCCUUCACAUGUUACGUUUUUAAUUAUAAGUGCUCUACACAUGAUUGGCAUAAUUUGUGUAUAAGAUAAAUAACUUUUAGAGUUAGACUGUAAAUAUGCUCUUGAAAAGACGACAGAAUGGGUCUGAGUCCUCUUGGAAGCCCCUGUGGCCACGAGGGGUGUGACUGAGGUGAGUGCUGGGUAGCAGUUGGUGGGUGCACGCAAGUCUGGACGUGAGUCUGAGGGGUCUGUAUUGGGACUGUGUAUUUGUUGGGCCAACCAGUAAAUCCUUGUUGGAGCCAC
Messenger RNA from Phyllostomus discolor (pale spear-nosed bat), 5352 nucleotides. RefSeq names its product replication factor C subunit 1 (gene RFC1). Gene Ontology annotation, cellular component: DNA replication factor C complex; nucleus. Gene Ontology annotation, biological process: DNA repair; DNA replication. Gene Ontology annotation, molecular function: DNA clamp unloader activity; DNA binding; ATP binding. The transcript is spliced from 25 exons. Lineage: Eukaryota; Metazoa; Chordata; Mammalia; Chiroptera; Phyllostomidae. The record is from RefSeq and is a predicted model, not a curated record. The coding region runs from base 172 to 3627 and encodes 1151 amino acids.